AUGGCCGCGCAGCAGGAGAGGUCACUCAAGGUGGUGGUCGACUCCGCCGGCACGUGCGACCAUCACGCCGGAGACACGGCGCACCACGGCUCUGUCGCCGUCGCGCGCAAGCGUGGCAUCGACAUCACGGACCACCGCGCACGGAAGGUGAGGAAGAGCGACUUCGACGAGUUCGACUACAUCGUGGCGAUGGACGCCUCCAACCUACGCGACCUCAAGCGCAAGUGCCCACCAGAGCACGCCCACAAGCUCUCGCUCCUGCUAGCACACAGCGAACAGCACCGAGGCGAGGACGUGCCAGACCCCUACUACGGCCAUCCGUCCUUCGAAGUGGUGUUCGACAUCGUGGAGGACGGGCCUUGGGCCAGCACUCUCAACUAA
This is a messenger RNA of Acanthamoeba castellanii str. Neff, 381 nucleotides long. Its product is annotated as proteintyrosine-phosphatase. Gene Ontology annotation, cellular component: cytoplasm. Gene Ontology annotation, biological process: protein dephosphorylation. The transcript is spliced from 2 exons. NCBI's taxonomy places the organism in Eukaryota, Discosea, Longamoebia, Acanthamoebidae. The record is from RefSeq and is a predicted model, not a curated record. The coding region runs from base 1 to 381 and encodes 126 amino acids. Gene Ontology annotation, molecular function: non-membrane spanning protein tyrosine phosphatase activity; acid phosphatase activity.